AUGAGCUGUUUUGUUCCCACGAGGAGUAUUCUGAGUGACAAAGCCUCCCCUCCAUCAGAUCAGGCCUAUCUGCAGGCAUCAGCCAUUUUCCAGCAGCUGCGCGAGGAGAAGCCAGUCGCACUUCAACUUCUGCAUUACGGGAAGAAAACGGACACGUCGCUGCCACCCGAGAGCAGCGGAAACAAAAGCACACAGAGACAGGCCUACCAGCUUGCCUUCAACACACUCAAAUACCAAGAUUUACUUGAGGACAUCAUCAUUGACAGCUGCUUCCACACCUCUCAGCAUAUUUCUCCCGACUUGUUGCCAUUAGCGAUGGUGAUGCUGUUUGACCUCCAGGACCGAAGAUUUUUAUUGCGUGAACGUUCAACAAUGGAAGGAGAGGAGCCUCUACAGGAAGUCAGGGACCUGGAGAGUAGUCUGCACAGGUGUAAAACCAAGCUAGCAGCAUCUCUGGCUCGUUGCAGAGUGAAACAGAACCUACAAAGCGUCUCCUGUUUUCUGUCUGAUCCCGUCAGGACCAAACAGCACAGAGCAAAACGUCUGCCGCUGUACGCAUGGGUCAACACGCUCAAGGCCAGUGUUGAAGAUGUGUGCAAGGCGAUGCAAAGCACUGGCUUGUGUGAAGUGACUGACACAACUAACCUCAAGGACUCAACGUUCUGCAGGGACUCUCUCUGUCUGGACACGCUCGUCUUCUCCCACCAGCUUCACGCUCUGCUCCAGCACAGCAGCCUCACUGCCACACAUGUACUGAACAUACAGGACAGGAGUGUGUGCGUGGCAGUAAGUGUGUUACGCCCCCUCCUGUUCGAUAAGGGUGACGUCCUGAUGGUGGGGUCUUUCUCAGCCUUGACCGUGGCUCAUGUAGCUGUUGCAGCUGCUGACCGCUCCGGUCGAGUGUUGCUGUGUGGAGCUGAUCACACCUCUGCACAGGUGGAGGAGAUUCAGGCCCUGCUCACAGAGAUGGACAUCAAGAAUGUGCGAGUCCUGUCAGAGGCAUUCAGCAGUCUGAAUGAGUGGGACACCACCGUGCAGAGGUUAAAGGUCAUCAUAGUGCUGCCUCGGUGUUCAUCCUCGGCCCUCAAUGACCCUGUGCCCACCAUCCACAGUGAACAUGGUGACUGGGAUCUGUUACCAGACUUAUCUCACGGUUCUGUAUCCCAGCAUAAAAUACACACAAUGGCCACCCAGCAGACACGACUAUUAGCGCACGCUCUGACCUUCCCAAAGGUUCAGACAGUGGUCUACUGCACACGCUCAGUGUACCCGGAGGAAAAUGAACAGCUGGUGAAAAGAGUGUUAGAAAAAACACACACUCACCCCAAAUUGCUGCCCUUCAGGGUGAACGGCCCAAUUUUCACCAUUGACUCUCAGUCAGGAGACGCAGCAGACUCCAAGUUCUUCAGACUUGAACCGUCUCAGUUCACCAACGGCUGCUUCAUCGCCCGACUGUCCCGACAGGCGGAUCCCACUAAGGUGGAAACAGUCCAGGAUGUGCUGGCGAGGGCGGCAGCGAAGGGCCUCCUGGGUGGAAUAAUUCCUGAACCAUCAAAAACGGGUAAAAAGGGGAAAAGCAGGAAGAAUCGUGCAGGAGAAGAUCCAGAUAUCGCACCUUCAGAAGAGGAUAAAGGUGAGGGAGACUUGAAGGGUAGUGAGGAGGAAGUGGAGUACAAAAAGGAGGAAGAUGAGGAGGGGAAGGAGGAAAAGAAGAGAAGAGGGAUUAAAGGGCGCAAACAAAAGCUCAAACGGCGACCGAAGCAAACCACCAGGGCUCCCGCCGUCUCCAAACAUCGCCCGAAAAGUCACAAGAAGAAAACAACGAAGAGAAAACUCAACAAGAGGCAUAGACGAAUACCUCGUCUCACGCUGACGUUAAUGUCCUCUGCAAAACCAUCCAGCCACUUGUCGCCAAUCACAGCCCUCGCGCACAAGAUCAGCAGCCCGCCCUCUGCUGGGAAACAUCCUCCACCUGCUCCACCUGUAGCCUCCAAACAGGUGCAGAGACCAAACACAAAGCCUGAGGGAAGAGCAGAGAAAACACUGAAGGAUGCAGCUAAUCCGGCAAGUCCGUUAAAGGAGGCCAGGGGGGGAAAGGUGGUUCGACCAGAAGAGGCCGCAGAUUCUGUCCUUCCACCCAUUCCUCCCUCACCGUCCUCUGGCUCUGUUCGCACCAGGAGCGGUAGAUCUCAGAGCUCCCACUCUGAGAACAUGUCUGCGUCCUCGUCUUCCAUCUUUCUGCCUGGAUUAUAAAGAACGUUGGUUAAAUUAUUGGCAUAUUCUGACGCUGCAAUCACUGUGAUCACACAAGAAAGUAUAGAAGCCCAUUUCCGAGUCAAAAUAAUGACUGAGUAAAUCAAAAUUAAGUUUCUCUACUAAGUCAUUAUUAUAAAAACUUACAGGAUCUUUUUUUUUUUUUUUAAAUCACAUUAGCAGAAAUGGGCUUCCAUAGUAAAUUAUAGGAGGAAAAGAAAUAAAUUAUGGUAUUUAAAGUUUCAUUUUGUGCACUAAAAUGAUUAUAAUAAUUUUACGUCAUAAGAUGGAAGCUCAUGAA
Molecule: messenger RNA, 2554 nt
Organism: Lates calcarifer (barramundi perch)
Lineage: Eukaryota; Metazoa; Chordata; Actinopteri; Centropomidae
Product: putative methyltransferase NSUN7
Exons: 13
Coding region: 1-2253 (750 amino acids)
Molecular function (GO): methyltransferase activity
Source: RefSeq, a predicted model, not a curated record